GUUGUUGUUUCUGUUGCUGUUAAAAACUAUCGUAAUAAACCAUACAAAACGAGCGAGACUGACUGUCCGUCGACGAAAAUAUAUCAUAUUAUUUUAUUCGAACUGACGUCGUAUAUAGUGUCGAUUCCACACCGCACGAGAGCAUAUUGAACCAAAAAAAAACCAACCGAAAAUGAUUCUAGUGAAACUGAUUGAAGAUGGACUUGGGUCGCCGCCCGAAUGGGCCGCCCUGGAAGUACAAGGUGAUCUCGAAACCCGCCGGCAUACGCCGCUCGAACGUCAAUACGUCGGCGACUUGUUCGCGACCAUUCGAGAUGGUGUGCCCAUAUUGAUCAUUGGCCAUCAUAUCCUGUAUGGCAAAUCGCAGACGUUCGACAAACCUCUCGCAGUGAUGAAGAAAAAACCGGACGCGGACGAGUACGUGGUCGAGGCUAUUGUCACCAAAAAGUUGCUAUUCAAGAACCGGCCUAAGCCCAUCAUCGCUUGUCAUUCCACCGAUCUUUGAAUAUCUAACCGUUUUUUCCACUUAAAGACACAAUUUCGUUAUCUAUACUAAGAUGGUUCAUUAUAAUAUUAUGUAGUUUUUAUUUGUUUUCGAUCAGACAUAAGCGAAUUGGUGUAUUUUAUUAUUUUGUCGUUCUGUCGAAACAAAAUAAAUUGUAAUAAAAUUAGCAUUUUAAUACACAUUAUUUUUCUGAA
This is a messenger RNA of Rhopalosiphum padi (bird cherry-oat aphid), 699 nucleotides long. RefSeq names its product chromosome transmission fidelity protein 8 homolog. NCBI's taxonomy places the organism in Eukaryota, Metazoa, Arthropoda, Insecta, Hemiptera, Aphididae. Gene Ontology annotation, biological process: mitotic sister chromatid cohesion. Gene Ontology annotation, cellular component: Ctf18 RFC-like complex. The coding region runs from base 173 to 505 and encodes 110 amino acids. The record is from RefSeq and is a predicted model, not a curated record. The transcript is spliced from 2 exons.